Erigeron canadensis is the source of this 342-nucleotide messenger RNA. Its product is annotated as disease resistance protein RUN1-like. Gene Ontology annotation, biological process: defense response. Lineage: Eukaryota; Viridiplantae; Streptophyta; Magnoliopsida; Asterales; Asteraceae. The transcript has 2 exons. Bases 1 to 342 code for a protein of 113 amino acids. The record is from RefSeq and is a predicted model, not a curated record.
AUGGAUAUACUAAGAAUUAGUUAUGAUGGGCUUGAAACUCUCCAGAAAGAUUUAUUCUUGGAUAUUGUGUGUUUCUUCAGGUGGGAAAGCAUAGAUGAUGCAAUGGAGAUACUUGAUGCUUGUGGCUUUUACCCUAAAAUAGAAAUAGAAGUGCUAAGACAAAAAGCGCUCAUAACUACUACCGAUGAUAAAUUUGAUAUGCAUGAUUUGGUUCAAGAAUUGGGACUAUACAUUGUUAGAGGAGAACAUCCCAAGAAUCCUGAAAAGCAUGGCAGAGUGUGGAAUAAUGAAGAAAUCAGUAACAUGUGUUAUGGGAAUUCAACAAUGGGACAAGCACACUGA